AUGAUCAUGAAACUAUUGAUUGGUUUUACCACAGACCCUGAUGAGCCUAAUUGGCACGGAUAUAUGUACGCUGUACUACUUAUAUUCACAAACAUUUUCCAGAGUCUUAUCAAUGGAUAUCAGGCACAGCGUAUGUCUGUGUUGGGUAUGAGGAUCAGGACGUGUUUAGUAUCCGCCGUCUAUAGGAAAUCAUUGGUUCUGAGCAAUCACUCCAAGAAAGACACGACUUCUGGAGAGAUAGUCAAUCUCAUGGCUGUUGACUCCCAAAGAUUUGUCGAUAUGUUGCCAUUCAUAAGCUUCAUAUACACGGCGCCGGUACAGAUCGCUAUCUCCUUAUACCUACUAUACAACGAGUUAGGUGUGGCCACAAUGGGAGGGCUGGUAUUGAUGAUACUCAUGAUUCCCGCCAACGGCUGGGUUUCGGCGAAAAUAAGGCAAAUUCAAGUAAAACAAAUGAAACUCAAAGACAAAAGAGUCCGCGGUUUGAAUGAAAUCCUCAGCGGAAUUAAAGUCUUAAAAUUAUACGGAUGGGAGGAGGCGUUCGUGGAGAACAUACAGGCUAUCCGUCAAAAGGAGUUAAACCUGAUUAGGAGGUCCGGAAUGAUUAACUCGAUUACCAUAACACUGGCCUCAUGUCUGCCAUUCCUCGUAUCACUCCUUACAUUUGGAUUAUACAUAGCAUUAGAUCCCAAUGGCAAACUGGACGCACAAAAGGCAUUUGUGUCCAUAUCCCUGUUCAAUUUGUUAAGAAUACCUCUAACUAUGGUACCCAAUAUGGUUACCAGUUUGAUACUGACAUUAGUUUCCGUCAAACGAUUGGAUAAAUUCCUGAACUUCUCUGAACUCUCGGGUUAUGUGACCCGAAAAACCGAUCAGAAAGAAGUGGUAAAGAUAGAGAACGGGUCGUUCACUUGGGAUUCAGUAGAGGAGGUGGAGUCGGGACUGAAGCCAACCCUCGAGAAGAUUAAUAUGCGAGUAAUGAAAGGCAAGUUCGUGGCAGUGGUCGGGAAUGUGGGCUCCGGUAAGAGUUCCCUUCUGUCGGCCCUAUUGGGAGAUAUGGAGAUAUGCGGCGGAAGUGUGAACAUCAACGGC
Messenger RNA from Oppiella nova, 1092 nucleotides. NCBI's taxonomy places the organism in Eukaryota, Metazoa, Arthropoda, Arachnida, Sarcoptiformes, Oppiidae. The record is from the annotation of a GenBank genome assembly.